UCUCCUCAGACCUGUCCCACAUAAUCUUUCCAGUUAUUUUACGCUUUCAUUGGCAUACACUAUUCGACACUUUUUUUUAAGACUGGGACUCAUUUUUCUCUAAUAAUGUUCGUCACUUCUACAAAAUGAUCCGGGCGUGAAGGGGUUCAAUGGCCGUUCUGUUGGACAUCCGGCGCCUCGAGCCGAUGAUGAACCACAACGAAUCGUCGGCCAACCUGACCACCCUCACGCACGAGCCAGUGUCCUUCGGAAACCCCACCUUCCAGGAUGAUCUCCAACCAGACGACACAUGGUCUCCAACGACCCCCUCUGUCACGGUCAACAUGCUCGACUCGGCCACGAACAACAACGACAGCCGUCUCGAUGACCAGAACAAGCCUAAGAAAGCGGGACUCAGUUCCUCCGAUUCUGGAAUUCUGAUCUGCGUGCCUGUCAGUUCUUCCAACGAUGACAAUUCUUCUUUGGGAGAGAAGAGCCUGGAUUCUGGAGUUUUCGAAAAUGGCGGGGGCGGCGGGGAUGGAUGGUCCCCCGGCGAUGCGCCCCGCAAGGAGAAGGCAGGAGCUUCUCCUGAGGAGCAAGAGAGCUUACUGGCCAUUUGCAUCCAGGUCUUCAUUCCUUUCCUCAUUGCUGGCGCUGGAACUUGCGGAGCUGGGAUAGUACUGGAUCAUGUGGAAGACUGGUCCGUGUUUCAGAACGUCACCGAAUUAUUUAUCCUCGUACCGACGCUUUUGGGUCUGAAAGGGAACCUGGAGAUGACUUUGGCUUCGAGAGUUUCAACGCAGGCUAAUCUUGGCAAGCUGGAGUCUGCGAAGGAGAAAUGGCAAAUGGCGUGGGGAAAUAUGGCUCUUAUACAAUGCCAGGCCACGGUGAUGGGUUUCUUGGCAGCCAGUUUCGCCACUACCAUGAGUAUUGCAAACGGUGGAUUCAAUCCCCACCACGCCCUACUCCUUUGCGCCAGUGCUCUCUUCACAGCGGCAAUGGCGAGCUUGGUACUAGGAGCCAUCACCAUAGCAGUCGUAAUCGUCUCCCAUAAGUGUAAUAUUAACCCGGAUAACGUGGCCACACCUAUCGCAGCUUCUCUUGGUGACGUUACGACUCUGGGUCUUCUGGCAGCAAUCAGCAGCUACCUUUAUCACUUGAGAGAAAACUUCGCUCCUUCUACAGUGACAAUAGGAGUUUUCAUCCUUCUGGUUCCAUUUUGGGCAUAUCUGUCUUACAAAAACCCGUUCGUGAAGCAAGUCCUGUAUUCUGGCUGGAUACCGGUCAUCAUGGCUGUCGUUAUCACCAGCGCUGGUGGCUAUAUAUUGGAGUUCUCCGUAACACAGUUCAAGGGGUUUGCUAUCUUCCAGCCCGUUAUCAAUGGUGUUGCUGGAAACUUGGUAGCUGUUCAAGCGAGUCGGAUAUCGACGUAUUUUCAUCGAAACAGUGACAAGCCCGGAUCUCGACCGCCAGACGGCUCUGCACUCUGCAUUUCCCCAUUUUCCGCCUUUUUUGGACGUUCACCCCAUGCGAGGACUGCGCGCAUUCUGAUGGCGAUGGUUCUACCCGGGCACAUUCUGUUCGGGUACACGAUCACCCUGAUCAAGGGCGGAGACACUGUGCUCACCCUUACUUUCCUGCCCAUCUACCUCAUUUCGGCAUUCUUGCAGAUUGCACUUCUGUUGUACAUCGCACAGUGUCUCAUUCAAAUUUUGUGGCGGCUAAAAAUCGACCCAGACAAUUCAGCCAUUCCUCUGCUAACAGCUUUAGGUGAUUUGAGCGGAAUGGCUUGCCUCACGAUCGCUUUCUUCAUCCACAACAGUUUCUUCACUCCAUGAGUUGGGAUCGUUUAGGCAACUUGAGCUGAAAAUAGUCUUGCUGUAGAAUGAUGAUCGUCAUUCUGCAGCAGAGACCUCACUUUAAAGCAGCCUCUGUGAUGUACGUCAAAAUCAACAGCAGAAUUAGAUGCCAAAGUCUGAAGUAAUCUAACAGGUCAUUUUUUAAGAGCUCUUAAAGUCUUGCUGUUAUUAGCUGGGAAUAUUCCAACUACAUUUCCUGCUCUGAACUGUAACGGCUCAACGAAUAAGAACAACUUGAACUUUUGAAACGAAUGCAUUUAAAAAGAUCUAAGUUAAAUUUACCUAGGUCACCCGAUGAUUGUUGUAUUUAUUAUGUUUUUCCGUGCUGUUGUACACUCUGGCUGAGUACAUCUUUGAGGAAAAUUGACCCAUCUACUGUUGUUCUGAACAAGUUUCAAUGCAUUGUUUAAAAAGAUUCUUUGAGUCAGUUAGGAAAGGAACAAAAUGAAUAAUUCGAAGAUUUCACCUCUACUGAGGAACCAAUAUCCUCGUCAUAACUGACUCUAAGUUGAUAAGAUUACAGUAAACCGGCAAAUGUUGAAUUUGUUACUUGGUUCUUUCCUUCUAUAAACGUGCGUAUGUGGUUGCAAUUCUGAAUUAAUGAACUCAAAUAAUGUUUGGACAACAGGACAUGUUAAUUAUGUUGUUUAAAUGCAUAGUGUUGCGAUCCUGACCAGUAUUGAUCUGCUGUGAUAGUUUAUGUUGCAAAUUUUCGUGCGCGACGCUCAGUUCAAAAAUAAAUCAAAUUCAAGGGGCGUAUUUUUAAAAUGAAUUGGUAAUAGCCCAUAACUAUUAGCCAUUUUUUAAAUAAUAAAAUAUUUAUUAAGUUAACAUAACAUGAUGACUUGUGAUUAUAGGGAAACAAAAAUUAAGUCGACUACUUUUAGAAAACAAACUUUAAGGUAAGGUGUUUUAAGUGACUUGGCCGAAGGGAAAUUACAUUUGCAUGAUUUUUAGUCACUUCAAACAAUAAUAACUUGUUAUUUCUUGCACCUCGUAAUUUUUCAAAACUUAAAUUGAAUUUCUAAAAUUUUCUUAUAGGCAUUUUUAAAUGAUAGCCGUUAUUAACUGAAAUUAUUGUAAAUUUUAAAAUGAAUGUCAUGAUAAAUGAUAUGCAUUUUGAAAUGGUAAAUGAAAUGAUGAUGAUAAGUAUUUUGAGUGAAAGCAGGAACUUUAUGCGCGUUGAGUUUAGAAUUUUAGAAUAUUGUUAGAUAAGUUUACAACUUUAAAAAAAAAGAUAUAGCAUUUUUCUUUUGAAAUUUUCUUUUUAAGUUUAACACUUGUUUAACGUUUUACAAAUAAAUCUUACUGUUAAGUUGAAGAAGUCAACGUGCAAAAACAAAGUACAGAGUAGUUUGUUUGUAUAGUGCCAUCAAUUGGCUAUUUAAAUUUUAAAAGUUUUUUUUAUUGAAUUUUCUUUACUCUAAAAUAUAAUUGGCCAUUUUUUAUUUAUUUGCUUUGGUGAAAUAUUUCGCAACUCUAUAACUGUUAUUCUUAUGGUCUGCAAUAUCAACACAGUUUUUUUUAAGUAGAAGACUUCGUCAUGAUAGUCUUUUCUGCUCUGAGAAAGCACUUGCAGAUGGUAGUUAAAUGCCCUAGGUUUUUGCAACAAUUUUAGCUCUGAGCAGACCCACGAAUUUGCUGUUGAUAUAUCAAAAUGAAUGUGCCAGUGUUUUGUAGAUUGUGUGGUUUUUAAAGGAAAAUCCAUUUAAAAUGUGAUGGUAAACUGUGUUUCAUGCCCGGUAAGGAAUGAAUUUUUGUACAUAUGAAACAAGUUUUUAAAACAAUUGUAUGUAGAAACUUAAGUGUGUGCGUCUUAGUAAAUAUUUUAAAGUAAUGUAGGUUUGAUGUGUGUCAUUUUAGUGGGACCAAUACAGUUAAAUAGCACUUAUUUAGAGAUAUUGUUAUCUUCGUCAAUUUUUUUCUUGCAAUUUUUCGUAAGAAUGAUACUGAUGGUACUAUUUCGGUAUUGUGUUGCCAUUUUGUAGCUAUUUCUUUCGUCUUAUGCAGUAUAUCAACUGUGUACUUGAAUGUGAUAAUAAAAUCGUUUAAAUUCAAAGGCAAAAUCGCGAACUGCAGUACUUAGUACGGUUUCCACGAUAAAGUUGAAAAAUUUUAAAUACUGAACAAAGGGCUCCGCAUUAGUGAAAUAGUAUAGCAUUGCUAAAAAAAAUAAUACUAGUGGAAAUUUAAUUUUUAUAAAGUUUUAGAUAGUGUCAAAUGUAUUUUACCAUUGUUUUCUAAAUUUGAAUUGAUUCGUUUCGUGUUUAUUCACGUAAAAGUUUUGAACAAUAGUUCCUAAAAAAAUUAAGCGUAAAAACGUUUUAGAAAAUGUUAUUUUUAUGACGAAAUUGUAUUUCUUUAGAAAAUAGUGAAAUGGUGCUAAUGUAAAAAUAGUUGUAUAUCUUUUUGUAUGAAUAAAAUUGUUUAUGUAUGAGA
Molecule: messenger RNA, 4277 nt
Organism: Uloborus diversus
Lineage: Eukaryota; Metazoa; Arthropoda; Arachnida; Araneae; Uloboridae
Product: solute carrier family 41 member 1-like
Exons: 12
Coding region: 150-1817 (555 amino acids)
Biological process (GO): monoatomic cation transport
Cellular component (GO): plasma membrane
Molecular function (GO): monoatomic cation transmembrane transporter activity
Source: RefSeq, a predicted model, not a curated record